Molecule: messenger RNA, 3534 nt
Organism: Dufourea novaeangliae
Lineage: Eukaryota; Metazoa; Arthropoda; Insecta; Hymenoptera; Halictidae
Gene: mtRNApol
Product: DNA-directed RNA polymerase, mitochondrial
Exons: 17
Biological process (GO): mitochondrial transcription
Cellular component (GO): mitochondrial DNA-directed RNA polymerase complex
Molecular function (GO): DNA-directed RNA polymerase activity; protein binding; mitochondrial promoter sequence-specific DNA binding
Source: RefSeq, a predicted model, not a curated record
AAAGUUAAGAAAAGAAAAUUAUAUGCAGAGUUGGUAGAAGUAACAAAUCAAACAACAAGCAACAAAAGGGCUACAGUACAGAAAAUACAUGCUUCUGACAUAUCAAUGAUGGUUGGACAGGAUACUAUGGAUAAAUCGCAUCAAAGUACAGACUCUAGUAUAAAUGAAAUCCCUUUAAGAAAUUCAAGGAAAAAUGAUUGUAUUUCAUCUAAGAAUGAAAAUGAUCUGAAUAUAGAGAGUAUUGUAGAGGCCACAGCUAGUCAAGAAAUAAAUAGUUUCAAUGAAUUCUUGAAUAACGAGAAAGCUAUAGACGCGGAUGAAGCAGCAGAUGAUUCAUUGUUUAAAUUAUUAGAGAAUGCAAAGUUUCAGACAGAACAAAACAAUUCUUUCUAUUAUAACAAGUAUCUUACAGAACACUACAUUAAAAACUUGUUAGUACACAUGGAAGUAUAUUUAAGUUGUGGUAUGGUGAAUAAAGCAUACAAGACACUACUGAGAUAUCGAAAACAUGUGCAAAAUAAAUCAAAUAAAUCGCAAAAAAUGAUCGGACUGUAUAAUAUAGUCUUAGAAGCGUAUGCUUCUAGAAAUGAUGUCACAAAAGUAUUAGAAUUAUAUGAAAUGAUAAAAAAUGAUUCAUUAGCACCAUCAGAACAAACAUACGUAUAUCUAUUUGAUGCUUUAGGAAAGAACCAACAACAGCACAAUCAGACAGAUCUAUUAAAAAAACUGUGGAGUGAAAUGACAAGUAAUAAUAUAUCUUUUAAUAGUAUCUUUAAUGAAGCACAUUUCAAGCAUGAUCAACGAGAAAAUGUAUUAAAGACAAUUAGACUGUUGUUACCAAAUUUUGAGCCAACAUAUACAAAACUAGAUACAAAGUAUAAGUGCGAGUUAAUAAACAAAUAUCCCAUGAUGGAUAAUUAUCAAAGUCCAGCGAAAGGGAUAAUAAAGUUGGAAGAAUUAAAAGAUUACAUGAAAAUGCAGCUUCAAAAUGAAGAAGAUAUUGAGGUGUUAAUAGAAAGUAUAAAUAGUCCACCUAAAAACAAGAAGGUCGUUUCUGCCUACAGGGCAAAAAUGAAGCACUUUGAAAAUUAUUGGAAAACAGUUGCUGCAGCUGCUUUUAAAAGAAAUCUAAAAUGUUUAAAGGCAAAUGAAUGUUUUUCGUACAAUAAUAGUUUAAUGGUAUUACAUCCAUUUUUGGAAGUGUUGGAUUCAAAACAGUAUGUAAAUGCUAUAAUACGAGAAGUUCAGAAAAUAGCAAGAGGUUCAGAUGCUUUUAGUACAGAUAUUAACUCGUUACAUAUUGAGCUGGGAAUAUAUAUUUAUACCAAAUACGAUCUUGAGACGAAAAAACAAAACGGAGUAUUGGAUAAGGUAGUCAGCAUUUAUCAGAAGUACCUAGAAUGGUACUUACAUCCUGAAAAUAUAGAACAAUUCGACAAUAUGAACAAUCGUACCGUAUGGGAAUAUAUUCAACGGCAAGAAGAAAAUAUUGGUACAUCUAUAAACUUGACAUGUUCUAAGUGGCCUUUGAGUGUGCUCAUAAGUGUCGGCAAGUUUUUAUACAAUAUUAUCUUAAACGAUCUGCUGGUUACACCCGAUCUCUUGAAAGGACAAGAAAUAAAAAGUUCUAUUCCUGCAUUUUAUACACUAUUUAGAAAUAAGAAAACAUAUUUAGCGGAACAGAUUAAGCCUCACCCUAUUGUGUCAAAAAUAUACAAAGAAUCACAGCUAGAAAUAUUAUCAUUUAAAUCGAUUUUUGUGCCUAGCUAUGUCCCACCAUUUCCGUGGAUUUCAGUACUCAGAGGAGGAUAUAUUGCAACGGAAACCGAUUUCGUAAGAUCUCCAAUUAACACAGAUACUCCAAUGCAGAAACUUCAAAGUACACCAUUACAACAAUUGCAUCUAGUGUUCGAUUCUUUAAAUCAACUUAGUUCUAUUCCAUGGACAAUUAAUUCUCGUAUACUCGACAUCAUCAUCAAAAUAUUUCGAGAAGGUGGUUCUAAGGAAUUAAAUAUACCUCAAUCAAUUUCUACGUUAUCGUUUCCACCUGAUUUACCGUCGGAUGCUUCGUUUGAAGAGAAACAAGAGAGAGCGACUGCAGUAUCAAAACAUCAACAAAGAAAAUACGAAAUUUAUUCUAUAUGGUGCGAUACACUGUAUAAGCUAACAAUUGCCAAUCACUUUAGGAACAAAAUAUUCUGGCUGCCACAUAAUAUAGAUUUUCGAGGACGAGUCUAUCCUCUUCCACCUCACUUGAAUCAUCUAUCGUCUGACGUGGGUCGCUCCAUACUUUUGUUUGCGAAGGGAAAACCAUUAGGUCCAAAAGGAUUAGACUGGUUGAAAUUGCAUGUUAUUAAUUUAACAAGUUUAAAAAAAUCGUGUUCCCUCAAGGAACGUCUUGAAUAUGCAAACGAAAAUCUAGACAAUAUACUAGACAGUGCUAACAAUCCUUUGACGGGUAAAAUGUGGUGGAAAGAAUCAGAGGAACCGUGGCAAACAUUAGCGUGUUGUAUGGAAAUAGCAGAUGCGUUGAAAGCACCAGACAUAGAAAAAUAUGAAAGCAGGUUUCCAGUACAUCAAGAUGGUAGUUGUAACGGACUUCAGCAUUAUGCAGCACUUGGCAGAGAUCAGAUUGGUGCGGAGAGUGUCAAUUUGUAUCCGUUCGAUGUUCCAAAGGAUAUAUACACUACUGUUACACUUUUAGUGGAAAAAAAUCGAAAAGCUGAUGCUAAAAAUAAUGUAAAAAUUGCUCAAGUAUUGGACGGAUAUAUAAAGCGAAAAGUUAUAAAACAAACAGUGAUGACGACAGUAUAUGGUGUGACAAAGUACGGCGCAAAACAGCAAAUAGUAAAGCAAUUGAAAGAUAUAGAACAGUUGCCUGCAGAAUUCCUUUGGCCUAGCGGUACAUAUUUAACUGAAAACACAUUCUCCACUUUGAGAUCAAUGUUCACAAGUGCAAGAGAGAUUCAAGAGUGGUUUAGAUCGUGUGCUACUGUUAUUUCCUUGAUUCGUGGUGAAAUUGUAGAAUGGAAUACACCCCUAGGUUUUCCGGUUGUACAACCUUACAUAAAGCAGGAUAAAACUACUAAAAAGGCUGACACAAUGAAACAAAAGAAUGCGUUUGCACCAAAUUUUAUACACUCCCUGGAUUCUGCUCAUAUGAUGCUCACUAGUUUACAUUGUCAAAGUGCGGGUGUCACGUAUGUCUCUGUACAUGAUUGCUUCUGGACUCAUGCUUCCAGCGUAGAUACAAUGAAUAAGAUAUGUAGAGAACAAUUUGUUGCCCUUCAUACUGAACCUAUUCUUGAGAAUUUAUCGGAGUUUUUUAUACAGCGUUAUUUACCAAUUUUGAACACAGUAAAAAUUAAAGCAGACAUGAGUCCAGAAAAAGUACAUCAAAUUUUUAUAAAUGUCCCAGCAAAAGGCUCCUUUGAUAUCAAGAACGUGUUGUCAUCGACAUACUUUUUUAGUUAAUAGCUUAUACAUACGAAAGGAUUUUAUGUAAGUUAUUAGAAAAAUAAACUAUCACAUCCC